AUGAACAAAGACACAUCUACAAACAAACGACUAGGACCAUCAACAACUACAGACAAGAACAAUAAUCAUGAAUCUAUACAACCUGUAAAACGUCCCAAGAAGAUAUCUUAUUUUCAACCUGUUAAUCGACUAACAAAUACAACAACUACGGCGGCUAUACCUUCAGUAGCUCAAGUGAUAAAGCCAAUAGAUCCAAACACAUUCAAUAGCAUAGUCAAUCCAGUUCAGGAAGUUUCAUCUACGCAAAAGAGAUUAUCAGCGAGCAAUAAUGAGAAUAAACUCGGUUUUCUAAUUCCAGAUCAGAGUUCGGAUGAUACUAGUUUCGAUGGCGUACGAUGGAAAGAAAGUCCCAAGACUACUAAGUUACAUCGACUAGAUAAAAUUCCUUCAUCUCCAUUGAAAUCAAUUGCAAAGAGCACUCCUUCCAUUGUGCCAAAACAAAGUGAUGAAUCAGUCAAUGAACAAACUAGUCAUGUCUUAUCCAAAUAUGGGAUUUAUGAUGCACGAAAUAACGUUACCAAACCCGUAUCCAAAGCACAUUCAGAUUUAAGUUACCAAUCACACCAAACCAAGCAUAAGAAUUCUCAAUGCACAACGCGUUCCAAAUCUUGUAAUAAUUCAUCAAAACCAACGUCUCUUAGUGGAACCCUCCGAAAUUGGAUUGAUAAAUUUGAGCAUAGUCCAACACCAACUAAUGAUGCAACACCAAUAACGACGGCUACAGAAGCAACAACUCCAGCAACUACUAAUAUUGAAGAUAACCUAUUCUCAACGAAUGACAAUAGAUCCUCAUAUUCCGAUGAUCCAUUUUCAGAUGAUGACAGUGAAUUAGUCCAUGCGUUACACAAAAUGACCCAAGCUGUUCCAUCGUCUCCAAUUCAGGAAUCCCCAACAAAGAAGGCAUCGCCAUCACCCUCUAGCAUUAGUUCAUUCUCAGACUCGGAUGAUCCUUUCUCCGAUGAUGACUCUGAACUUAUGGCUGUGAUAAGACAACCAACUCAAAACCCUCCACGGUCUGCAAGUACACCUAUUUCGCCUAUUGAAUGCAAGAAAGCUUGUGCUACCUCGGGACCCGCUAUCUCGGCUACUCAAGCCCAGUUUACAAAAUCAUUUCAAGAAGGUAUGAAGAACUUCGAACAAUUACAAAUUGAAAAACCAAGUUAUGAACAAAGAGAUGAGCCAAUCGUGAAACUUGCAUAUAAGAGAUCGUCAUUUAAACGAUACAUGAUUACCAAAAUAAUUGAACAGACCUAUGGAACCCCUCCAAAACGGCAAUUGAUUUUAGAAACUAUUGAUGGAGAGAAUGAAGAAAAGAUAUGUCGCUUCAUUGUUCGAGGAGAAUAUAGUGAAUUGGAAUUUGAACCUAAAGACAUCAUACAUAUUAUAAUCACCGAACCAUCAAAACCAAACCUAAUCGACGAUCAUAAUAAUUUAUUGAUCUGGAACCCGGAUAUAUUAUUAUCAGUAACAACGAUUGCUCAACAGAUUAUAUGUCCUCGAAAAUCGGUCAUACAAGCAAGAUACAAAUUCCCUGCGCAACUGAGUAUUCCAAUCAUAGUUGGAGAAGUUACACAUCGGAUAUUUCAAGAAUGUGUCAUAUCUGAAAAUUGGACUCGUGAAUAUAUGAAUCAAUUAAUGGAAGAAUAUGUGCACGAUUAUUUAUUGGCGAUUUUUAGUAUUGGACCCGAGCUUGCGAACGUCAAGACAGAGAUUGAAAAACAUUUGCCGUAUUUGGAAGAAUGGUUUUCGAAGUAUUAUAAAAAACCAUUAUCUAAAGAAAAUUAUAUUGAUGAAGAUGGGACAAAUAAGAAUAAGGAACAACGUGUCAUGUUUUCAGUGGAUGAAGCUUUAGAUAUUGAAGAAAAUAUUUGGUCUCCUAUGUUUGGUAUAAAAGGAAAAGUGGAUAUCACAGUGACUGCAAAGUUACUUAAUAAGAAUACUCAAGGGAAGUUUCUAAUUCCGGUAGAAAUCAAAACUGGGAGAGAGUAUGUUACUCAUCAAGCUCAGGCUUCGUUGUAUUCAUUGUUAUUCAAAGAUAGGUAUGACUUAGAGAUUAUGUCAUUUUUAUUAGUUUACACAAAAGAGAGUCUAACAAAAAAGGGAGAUAUCAAUAAGAAUGAUUUAAAAGUUUUGAUCAAUCUUCGGAAUCGUGUCUCACAAUAUUUCAAAGACAAUGCGUCGUCGUCCUUACCUCCGAUUUUACAAUCUGCCACAUGUGAUCGAUGUGACAUGCAAGAACCGUGUAUGACAUUGAAUCAUUUAUUAGAAGACGGGACGAAAGAACACAGUGGUAUAAAUGAGGAGAAAUAUCACGAAAUCACCAAGCAUAUUUUAGAUAAUGAGAGAUAUAAGACGUUUUUCAAAUAUUGGGAUGAGAUUAUCGCUCAAGAGGAGGUUAUGAUGAGUAAGACCGGAAAGCAACUUUGGACAAUGACGAGUGCACAGCGCGAAGCAAAGACGGGAAAAUGUUUAGGACUGAUGAUGGUUGUGAAUACAAAAGAAUCUCCGCUGGAUAAAGUUUAUGAAUAUACAUUUGCUAAAUCAGGUUCGAAUGCUUUGACAACCCAGUUAAUCCCUUCCGAUAGGAUCAUUAUAAGUGAUGAAGAUGGACAUUUUGCAAUUGCUAGUGGGACAAUUAAGACAAUUACGAAAGAGCAUAUUGUUAUCGUAACUAAACGAAGAAUCAUUAUCUCGAAGGAAGCGAAAUUGAAGCAUUUCAAUCAGAGGGAUAAUCAAGUCUUCCAGAGUGCUUUAAGAGAAACUAGUCACAGUCAACAAGAACAUAUUACUAGCAGUGCGUGUUCGAAUAAAUUGUUCCGUUUGGAUUUGGAUGAAAUGUUUUACGGAAUGGGAUUGGCAAGGUUUAAUAUUUUGAACUUAUUCUUGAGACCUGAGAUAGGAGGUGAUGAAAAGACUAGGAAAUUGAUUGUUGAUUUACAAGAGCCCACAUAUAGUCCCAAUUCAUGGCAAGUUCCACAAAAGAAGUAUUUCAAUGUUGAUCAAAUUAUGGCAUUUCAGAAAGUUUUCACUACUAAUGACUAUUCAUUGAUUUUGGGUAUGCCAGGUACGGGAAAAACCACUGUCCUUGCUGAGCUUAUUCGAAUUCUCGUUGGUCAUGGUAAAACAAUUCUAUUGGCGUCAUAUACAAACUCCGCUGUUGAUAAUAUUUUGCUUAAAUUAUUAGAUUUAGAUCCCAGUAUAAGUAUGGUUCGUAUUGGUCAUAAAUCCCGAGUUCAGAAAAAGCUUCACGCAUACAUUCCUGAUGUCGAAACCCCAAUCACAACCUAUGAACAAUAUCUCGAAACUUACAUGAAUCCACCCAUUGUUGCCACCACUUGUCUCGGAAUCAACGAUCUCGCAUUCCAACUCCGACCCAAGUUUGACUAUUGUAUCGUCGACGAAGCGUCACAAGUCUCGCUCCCAAUCAACCUAGGUCCACUUCGAUAUGCUGAUAAAUUCAUCCUCGUGGGAGAUCACUACCAACUCCCACCAUUGGUCCAACAUCCCGACCCCAAGAUUAGACAAGGCUUAUCAGUUUCAUUGUUCAAGUUAUUGGCGGAAACCUAUCCUGAAUCAGUAUGUGAAUUAACCUAUCAAUAUCGAAUGUGUGAGGAUAUCAUGCAACUCUCGAAUGUUUUGGUAUAUGAUAAUCGAUUAAAAUGUGGUUCUGAAGCCGUGGCGAAACAGGUUUUGAAAUUACCAUAUCCUGACCGACUCCCCGGAUCAAAAGGGUGGAUGAAUGAUGUGUUGGAUCCAGAGAAGAGAGUGUUGUUUUUGGAUCAUGAUAUGAUUGAAUCGGCGAAGGAGGUUAUGGUUGGAGAUAUGGUGCAAAACCCCAUUGAAGCGAAAUUGAUCCAUCAGAUUGUGAAUUCGUUAACAGGAUGUGGUGUCACGGAAGAUCAGAUUGGGAUCAUGUCGUUCUAUAGGGCACAGUUGAAACUCCUCAAACGAACUAUUGGAAGACAAUCAUCGGAAAUUGAAAUCUUGACGGCGGAUCAAUAUCAAGGACGGGAUAAAGAAUGUAUAAUCAUUUCAUUGGUGAGGUCAAACGAAGAGAAGAGACCGGGGGAUUUGAUUAAGGAAUGGAGAAGGUUGAAUGUUGCUAUAACUAGGGCAAAGAGUAAGUUGAUCAUUCUUGGUUCGAGAUCUACAUUGAGUUCGGCAGACACUACGAGUACGUUUAUUGAUUUUUUGGAGAAUAGAGGGUGGUAUUAUCUUUUGCCUAACAACGCUGACUUGAUUUAUAAUGAUUUGAUACGAUCGGUCAAUUCAUCACCUAGAAAGAACAAGCAGAAUCGAGAAAGUCAAUUAUCAAAGAGAUUGUUGGAGAGAAAUCCAAUUUUAAAUAAUGUCAUUCAAGAUAUGACUAAGUAA
This is a messenger RNA of Hemisphaericaspora subhashii, 4374 nucleotides long. RefSeq names its product bifunctional ATP-dependent DNA helicase/ssDNA endodeoxyribonuclease (gene DNA2). Lineage: Eukaryota; Fungi; Ascomycota; Pichiomycetes; Serinales; Debaryomycetaceae. The coding region runs from base 1 to 4374 and encodes 1457 amino acids. Gene Ontology annotation, molecular function: single-stranded DNA helicase activity; 5'-flap endonuclease activity. The transcript has a single exon. The record is from RefSeq and is a predicted model, not a curated record. Gene Ontology annotation, biological process: replication fork reversal. Gene Ontology annotation, cellular component: cytoplasm.